AUGGCACUCUCCACAACAGCAAAGAUGGCUUCCUUCGAAGAAAAAACAUCUCCUAAAUCUCUUCGCACCUUUCCAAUCGAGCUUCGCCAUAUGAUCUAUUGUCUCCUACUCCGAGGUACAUGGGAAGAACCCGAUAGUCGACGAACGGCUCGAACAUUCCUAGCCGCAUUACGCGCAGAUGUGGGACUUUAUAAAGAAGCGCUGAUUAUUUUUUACAAAACCAAUACAUUUUCCUUGAGUUAUAAAAAUUACUGGCUUGGGAAAUAUUUUGUUCAGAAUGAUGCAGUCAGAUUUAUGGAUAUAAGAGUUGUGUCGUUGGCGUCGACGUUCCGGAGGAUACAUGUUGAAGUUCCUCUCUCGACUUCGACUUCGGGUCCUAUUGAUGGUCUUCCCUCCACCUCCCCAACCUUCGACCGUACAGCCCGAAUCAUCCGCAUGGCCCAAAACCUUACAUAUCUCCACGUCGAACCCACAAUCAACAGCGGCUGUCGCACCCAAUGGCUUGCGCUAAUCUGCGAUCUCAUCGGUCCCGCCGAUUCUUGUCCUUCUCUCCUAACCCUAAAAUUCACAUGGGCAGCUUACAUGAUUGAAAAAUAUAGUCAUACUGUCGAAUGGACAAUCCAUCAAUUCGAUUCCGUCUUCGGCACCCCUGGAUAUCUGGAAUCCCCCUCAACCGGCCACAAAGCAUCUUGGAUCUGGCAGCACCUUGGCAAAGAUGCAGGCCGCGUUCUCAAAUGGGGCAACCACGGAAAAAGCCCCGCGAGAAUCGAAAUCAGUCUCGCCGAAGCCGCAGCCAUGCGCCAGCGCGAUCUGAUGUCCCACGACGCGAGAAGAAUCUGGCAAUUUCUACUCCUUCGCUCGUGUGAGUAUGGUGUGCGUCCGAAAUGCAAUACUUCUAUUUUCGCGAUGCCGCAUCCGGGAACAGGGGCGAAUCGACCGCCGAUGGAGAUUUUCCAACAUAACAAUGGAGAUAUUUUUCGACAGGGGAUUGGAGAUGACUUACCUAACUUGUUGGAUGAGACAGAUAUCGAGGAUAAGGGGAUGUGGAGACCGGUUUCAAUGAAAACUCUGUUGGGCAUGAAGAAACGCUGUGAGGGGGAGCAGGAAAGAGGUUCAUUAAUCCAUCAUGAACCAAGAGAAGAAAAUCAUCUCACAAAAUGGCUUUCCGAUCAAGGUUUCGAAUGUCCCAUCGAUACCUUAGCGAAGUCGAGAACGACACUCAAAUGGGCCUUGCAGCAAGAAAUGUAUGGAAAUCCCUCUCAGCGCGGUUCAGAGGGAGAUUUGCAGUACGUCUCAAACCUGGAAGACGUAGACAUCGAUAACAACUUCCAAGUCACCUUCGCGGAUGGACUUGCAGUUUCGCUUCCGGAAGGAGAAGAAACGCAUCCUACGACUGAGAGACGCGUACCGGGUGUUAAAUACGAUAGACGGAAUGGGAAUAAGUAUCAUUCUGCACUUCCGAGUAAUUGGGACUGUGCGGAUAGUGAUGAGGGGAUGGAGAAAGGAGAAGAGGUCUUUCUCGAGGAGAGUGAGAGGAAUGAUCGUUUGGCGAGGGAUAGGGUGUAUGCGGAGAGUGUGGGGAGUGGGGACACGGUCCUGCUGGAGGACUUGGUGUUUGAGCCUGGAAAGAGGAGAGGGGAGAUUAUUCGUUGAUGGGGAGGGGGAUGUUGGGUUUGGAAUUGAAGGUGUUUGACUUUGGUGGGGAAGAGAUGGUGCAUAGAUGUUUCUGGGUAUGAUACAGAGUUUGGAGAUACGCAUGUGUACGGAAGAUAUCGUGAGUACUGUGUAUAUAUGGGGCGUAUAAUGGGUAAAGCAUUGUCAGUUGUGAUACCCGGGAGUUAUGGUCUGGAGUUGCAAAGGCUUUAUUGCCAAAUUCGAAAUAUGCACUACCAACAGAUGACUAGUAUUCAAUUCUAUUUCCAUUUUCAGGAUAUGGAUGUCAUUAUUGUACGUAGCAUUUCCAGUGGGUUAUUAAUUGAUUUGGCAUUUAUUCGAAAGAAAGGCGUUUCAAGAAAGCAUAAUCAAAUAUGAGAGAAAGGGAAGGGGGAGAAUCGGAGAAAGUUUUGGGAACUGCUAGGGGGUGUCAUAUUAAGAGGAGUUGGAGAUGAAGAUGAAGAUGAUGUUGUGUAGGUUAUAAUAGGGAGGGGAUGAAUGAUGGAUUGCAUUGUAUAUGUGUGGAAAUGAAAUUAAUGAUACUAAUGAAUGGUUUCU
Molecule: messenger RNA, 2211 nt
Organism: Botrytis deweyae
Lineage: Eukaryota; Fungi; Ascomycota; Leotiomycetes; Helotiales; Sclerotiniaceae
Exons: 2
Coding region: 1-1653 (550 amino acids)
Source: RefSeq, a predicted model, not a curated record